GGCGACUCCCUCCCGCAGCGCCUGGGCCUGCACCCGACGCAGACCGGACCGCGGCGCCGAACAGCAGCCUAGUCCCUGGCCCAUCUCCAUGUUGGUGGCGGCCUGAGCGGAAGCCCGAGUGGGAUGCGGCUGACGCGGAAGCGUCUCUGCUCGGUUUUCAUAGCCGUGUACUGCCUCUUCUCGCUCUACGCCGCCUACCACGUCUUCUUCGGGCGCCGCCGCCGGACGCCGGACGCGCCUCUGCGGGGCCUCAGGAAGGGGGUUGUCCCGGUGCGGGAGAGGCGCGGCCGAGAACAAUCUACUUUGAGAAGUGAAGAAUGGAAUCCUUGGGAAGAAGAUGAAAACAAUGAACAACAACACAGACUUAAAACUAGCCUUCAGAUAUUAAAUAAGUCCACAAAAGAGAAAAAACACUUCCAUGUACAAAUCUGGGGCAAAGCUGCCAUUGGUUUGUAUCUCUGGGAGCAUAUUUUCGAAGGUUUACUUGAACCCACUGAUGUGACUGCUCAGUGGAGAGAAGGAAAUUCAGUUGUUGGGAGAACACAUUACAGCUUCAUCACUGGUCCGGCUGUGGUCCCCGGGUACUUCUCUGUUGAUGUGAACAACGUGGUCCUUGUUCUAAAUGGAAGAGAAAAGGCGAAGGUCUUUUAUGCCACCCAGUGGUUACUUUAUGCACAGAAUUUAGUGCAAACUCAAAGACUCCAGCAUCUUGCUGUUGUUUUGCUAGGAAAUGAACAUUGUAAUAAUGACUGGAUAAACCAAUUCCUCAAAAGAAAUGGAGGCUCUGUGGAACGACUUUUCAUAAUAUAUGACAGCCCCUGGAUUAAUGACAUGGAUGUUUUUCAGUGGCCUUUAGGAGUAGCAACAUACAGGAAUUUUCCUGUGGUGGAGGUGAAUUGGUCAAUGCUACAUAAUGAAAGGCCAUACUUGUGUAAUUUUGUAGGAACCGUUUAUGAAAAUUCAUCCAGACAAGCACUAAUGAAAAUUUUGGAACAGGAUGGGAAUGAUAAGCUUUGCUGGGUUUCAGCAAGAGAACAGUGGCAACCUCAAGAAACCAAUGAAAGCCUCAAGAAUUACCAAGAUGCUCUGCUUCAGAGUGACCUCACCCUGUGCCCAGCAGGAGUAAACACGGAGUGUUACAGAAUAUACGAGGCCUGCUCCUAUGGCUCCGUUCCUGUGGUGGAAGACGUGAUGACUGCUGGCGGCUGUGGAAAUUCAUCUGUGUACCUUAAUGCUCCUCUGCAGUUGCUCAAGUCCAUGAAUGCUCCUUUCAUCUUUAUUCAGAACUGGAAGGAGCUUCCUGCUAUCUUAGAAAAAGAGAAGACUAUAAAUUUAGAGGAAAAGAUUCAAAGAAGAAAAAGAUUACUUCACUGGUAUCAACACUUCAAAACAGAGCUAAAAAUGAGGUUUACUAAUAUUUUAGAAAGUUCAUUUUUAAAGAACAAUAAAAAUUAACUGUAAUUCAUUUUUUUCAAGCUAAGGUCUGAGUUUUUGAAUCAUUUCUAAUGCUGUGUGUGUAUUUAGAAAUGUUCUUUAAGGUACCGCAUAGACUGUAGAUUAUGUCUGUAGUAUUGACCAAGUACAGCCUUAUUGGACCACUCCUGAAAAUAAAGUUAAAAUGUACUCAGACUCAUUUGUACAAAGUUGAGUGAUUGAGCAUUUAUUAACGCUUCUCACUCGUUUAAAUCUGCUCGAGGGAAGCAGCAUGGUUUAGUGGAAAGACUGGGCAGUGGAGUCAGACAAAGCCUGGGUUUAAACCUCACUGCUGUACCUACUAUCGGGGACCCUGAGCAAGCCACCUCAUUGUUUUGAGUGUAGGUUCCUUUCCAUGUAGAACGGAGAUAAUGGUAUCUCAUAGAGUUGAUUGUAAAUAUGAAAUGAAAUAAUAUAUAAAGUACUCAAUAAUUGAAAUAAUUUCUAAUUCAUUUUUCAUUCCUUACUAGUUAAUAAUAGGGUUAAAUUUAAAUAUUUUAAUACACAAUCAUUUCCAUAAUUUGAGAGUAAUCAUACAUCAUGUUGGGAAUGUAUGUGGACAAAUCUUACAGAGUUAGACUUUAUUUAUUUACAUGUUAUCUUUUGGUUAUUAUAUUUCUUAAGUCUUUUUAUUGUGAUGAAGUACACAUAACAAAAUUUACCGUCUUUAAGAUUUCCAAGUGUACAGUUCAGUGGUGGUAAAUACAUUCAUAAUGUUUUACAACCAUCAUCUCUAUCCAUUUCCUUAGGCUUUUCCAUCUUGUAGGACUGAAACUCCACACCCAUUUAACAACCGCUCUCCCUUUUUGCCUUGUUCCAGGUCCUGGCAGCCACCGCUCUACUUUCUGUUUCCACGAUUUUGACUAUUCCACGUACCUUAAAGUGGAAUCAUACAGUGUUUCUCUUUUUGUGACUGACUUGUUUUACUUAGCAUGAUGUCCUCAGGGUUCAUCUAUGUGGUAGCAUAUGUCAGAAUUUCCUUCUUUUUAAGGCUAAAUAGUGUUCCAUUGUAUGUAUAUACCACAUUUUAUUUAUUCAUUCUUCUAUCAGUGGCCACUUGGAAUGUCUCCACUAUUGUGGAUAAGGCUAUUGUGAAUAAGGAUGUGAUAAACAUGAAUAUACAGAUAUUUCUUUGUGAUCCUGCCUUUAGUUCUUUUAGGUAUACCCAGAAAUGGAAUUGCUGGAUUAUAGGGUAAUUUGGUUUUUAAUUUUAUGAGAUACCUUCAUCCUGUUUUGCAGAGUAGCUGUACCAUUUCAGAUUCUCACCAACAGUGUACAAACAUUCUAAUUUCUCCACUUCCUUGCCAACACUUGUUAUUUUCUGAUAUUUUGAUAGUAGCCAUCCUAACAGGUGUGAGGUGGUAUCUGAUUAUAGUUUUUGACUAGCAUUUCCCUAGUGAUUAUUGAUAAUGAGCAUAUGUCUCCUUUGGAUAAAUAUCUAUUCAAGUUCUUUACCUAUUUUUUUGUUGUUGUUAGUUGACAGAGUUGAUAAAAGUUGAUGCUUUUUAUAUAAAUCUGUUUUCUUUACAUAAUUUCCUAAAAGUGAAAUCACUGAGCCAAAAUGUGUACACACAUUAAGGCCUUCUUAAAACUUUAUUUUAUAUUGAAAUAUAGCUGAUUAACAAUGUGAUAGUCUCGGGUGGACAGCAGAGGGACUCAGCCACACAUAUACAUGUAUCCACU
This is a messenger RNA of Dama dama (fallow deer), 3156 nucleotides long. It is a transcript of the gene RXYLT1, whose product is annotated as ribitol xylosyltransferase 1. Gene Ontology annotation, molecular function: ribitol beta-1,4-xylosyltransferase activity. The coding region runs from base 124 to 1455 and encodes 443 amino acids. Gene Ontology annotation, biological process: protein O-linked glycosylation via mannose. The record is from RefSeq and is a predicted model, not a curated record. The transcript is spliced from 6 exons. Lineage: Eukaryota; Metazoa; Chordata; Mammalia; Artiodactyla; Cervidae. Gene Ontology annotation, cellular component: Golgi apparatus.